AUGGGUCGGAAGCGUUCGGCCUGCGGGGAGCCGCGCCGGCGCGAGCCUCGGGGACGGAACGCUCCGGAGGAGAACCCGGGCCGGCGCGAGCAAGAGGCAGCAGAUGUCCUUGAAGAUGAGAAGCCCCCAAAGAAGACCUUGCUUUCUAAAGUCUCACAAGGAAAAAGAAAGAGAGGCUGCAGUGAUCCUGGGGCCCCUGCUGCUGCUGGGCCAGCGAAGAAGAGAGUGGCCAAGAGGACUGUUCAGACCCGACACCUCGAGGUGGCUAAGGAUGAAGCGCUCGAUGAUGGGAAAGAGUUCAGGAACUCCCUGGGUCCCCUCAAGGUGACUGGGCAUCCAGAAAGAGAGGCCGCCCUGGACACAGGCAGCAGCGAAGGGGAGAACGAGGAUGAAAGUGACGAUGACUGGGAAGAGGUCGAAGAGCUUAAUGAGCCUGUGCCAGGUGACUUGGAGGACAAUGCAGUCGUCUCUAAAUCCGUUCUGCCUGUGAAUCCCGUGGAGAUAGAGAUUGAAACACCAGAGCAGGCUAAAACAAGAGAAAGAAGUGAGAAGAUGAAAAUGGAGUUUGAGACCUAUCUGCGGAGGAUGAUGAAGCGUUUCAAUGAAGGCGUUCAUAAGGACACACAUAAGGUUCACCUCCUGUGCCUGCUAGCAAAUGGUUUCUAUCGCAACCGCAUCUGCAGCCAGCCAGAGCUGUGUGCUAUUGGCCUCUCCAUCAUCCCACCCCGGUUUACCAAAGUGCCUCUGGAAGAUGUGGACGUCGACUACCUCUCCAGCCUGGUGAAAUGGUUUAUUGGAACAUUUACAGUGAAUGCAGCCCUUUCCACCAAUGAGCAAGAUAGUCUGCAGACUACAUUGGAAAGAAGAUUUGCCAUUUACUCUGCACGAGAUGAUGAAGAAUUGGUUCAUAUAUUCUUACUGAUCCUCCGGGCCUUACAUCUUCUUACCCGAUUGGUGCUGUCUUUACAGCCAAUUCCCCUGAAGUCCUCAGUAGCAAAGGGGAAAAAACCUUCCAAAGAGGGAUGCAAAGAGGAUGCUGGAGGCUCCUCGGGAACUUCCAGCCAAAGUCCAGGAAAUCAAACUAAGCCAAAGACCCCCCAAGGAACUCCACCGAAAGAACCCCUUCCUAAGGCCCUUGGCAAGUCCACUGCCAAAGGGAAGAGGAGCAAGGAAGCUCCAGGCAAAAAGCAGCCGAGACAGCCCCCCUCCAGUGAGGACGAGGGCCCCGGAGGAGCGCAGAAGACCCCAAGACAGCGGCGGGGCCGAGGGCGGCAAGCGGCUGCCCGGGUCUCCUACAAAGAGGAGAGCGGGAGUGACCAGGCCAGCGGCGGCGGCUCGGACUUUGAACUGUCCAGUGAGGAAGCCCAUUCUCUGUCUGAUGAGGUUUCGGACCCUGGCGUUCGGAGGCAGAGGCAGGCUCCUGCUCCUGCAAGAACAAAGAGGAGGUCCAAGGGGGACUCCUGGCCUGGAAGCGAGCCUCGAGCAUCCUCAAGCACUUCUGGCAAAAAGAGAGGCCAGAAAGGGUGCUGUGUUGGUAAGGAGAUAGAAAAAAGAAAACCGGCUGGUGUUGACCAAUGGCUGGAGGUGUUCUGUGAGCAAGAGGAGAAGUGGGUGUGUGUGGACUGUGUGCAUGGGGUGGUGGACCAGCCCCUGACCUGUUACAGAUAUGCCACGAAGCCCAUGACCUAUGUUGUGGGCAUAGACAAUGAUGGCUGCGUGCGGGAUGUCACCCAGAGGUAUGACCCAGCCUGGAUGACAGUGACCCGCAAAGGCCGGGUUGAAUCCACGUGGUGGGCCGACACCUUGAGGCCGUACCAGAGCCCACUUGUGGACAGAGAAAAGAAAGAAGAAUUAGAGUUUCAGGCAAAACACCUGGACCAGCCUUUCCCCUCUGCCAUUGGCUCAUACAAGAACCACCCCCUUUAUGCGCUGAAGAAGCAUCUUCUGAAAUACGAGGCUAUCUACCCAGAGACAGCUGCAAUCCUUGGGUACUGUCGAGGAGAAGCAAUCUACUCCAGGGACUGUGUGCACACCUUGCACUCGAGGGACACGUGGCUGAAACAAGCGCGAGUGGUGAGACUGGGAGAAGUGCCCUACAAGAUGGUGAAGGGCUAUUCGAACCGGGCCAGGAAAGCUCGUCUGGCCGAGCCCCAGCUGCAGGAGCAAAAUGACCUGGGCCUUUUUGGCAAGUGGCAGACAGAGGAGUACCAGCCCCCUGUGGCUGUGGAUGGGAAGGUACCCCGGAAUGAGUUUGGGAAUGUUUACCUCUUCCGGCCCUGCAUGAUGCCAGUCGGCUGUGUGCAGCUGAAUCUGCCCAACCUACAGCGUGUGGCCCGCAAGCUAGACAUUGACUGUGUACCAGCUGUCACCGGCUUCGACUUUCACGGGGGCUAUUCCCACCCAGUCACGGACGGCUACAUUAUCUGUGAGGAGCAUAAGGAAGUGCUCCUGGAUGCCUGGGACCGGGAGCAGGACCUCAUUGAAAAGAAGGAGAAAGAGAAAAAGGAGAAGCGGGCUCUAGGGAACUGGAAGCUGCUGGCCAGGGGCCUGCUCAUCAGAGAGAGGCUGAAGCUUCGCUAUGGGACCAAGAGUGAGGCAGUCGCUCCCCACAUAGAUGCCGGGGGCGGGCUCUCUUCCGACGACGAGGCGGGCACCAGCUCCCAAGCAGAAGCCACCAGGAUCUUGGCAGCGUCUUGGCCCCAAAACCGAGAAGCUCACGACCAGAAGCAGCAGUGCCCUAAGACCAAAAGGAAGAAGAAGGAGAUGACGUCCCAUCUGUUUCCCUUUGAGAAGCUGUGACGCUGUCCCCUUCUGCGCUGAGGCAGGUGCCCAGGCCCUCGCAGCACUGACUGUCCUGCAGAGAAGAAAAAAACAGCCACGCCGGUUUGACCUGGCUCCAGCCCACGUUCGACUUACUGACUUACCCAGAAGGCCUUCAAAGCUUUUUGCUACCAAGCCUUAGCCUUUGAGCGAUGGCAAGCUUCCCAGGAGACCCUGUCCUGCCACCUAGUCCACGUUGGGCUUAUCUUUGGUGAUGUGGGUCAGUUUUUCUAUAGACACCACCGGGGACAUAGUCGACAACGAUGAGUCGACCGGCACAUCAUCUUUUCUCAACACAUCUGCUAAGUUCCCCACCCGGCAAACACUGCUUUUGUCUGUCUGACGGACUUCUGUGAAGGCCACGUCCUUUCUCCUGAAUCAGCUAUCUUCUGGUGCUGCUACUUGUCUCUGGUCAGUUACACGGAGCGGGAGUGCAGGGGACUGUCAGUCGUGGUGGUGGAGGAAUCUGCUUUCUGAAGUAGCAUUUUGUGCUUGUAGAAAACUAGAACUAAGAGUUAAAA
Molecule: messenger RNA, 3341 nt
Organism: Echinops telfairi (small Madagascar hedgehog)
Lineage: Eukaryota; Metazoa; Chordata; Mammalia; Afrosoricida; Tenrecidae
Gene: XPC
Product: XPC complex subunit, DNA damage recognition and repair factor
Exons: 16
Coding region: 1-2799 (932 amino acids)
Biological process (GO): nucleotide-excision repair; mismatch repair
Cellular component (GO): nucleotide-excision repair factor 2 complex; cytoplasm; XPC complex
Molecular function (GO): single-stranded DNA binding; damaged DNA binding
Source: RefSeq, a predicted model, not a curated record